This is a messenger RNA of Dioscorea cayenensis subsp. rotundata (Guinea yam), 2090 nucleotides long. Its product is annotated as protein NRT1/ PTR FAMILY 2.13-like. The record is from RefSeq and is a predicted model, not a curated record. The transcript is spliced from 4 exons. Gene Ontology annotation, cellular component: plasma membrane. The coding region runs from base 71 to 1852 and encodes 593 amino acids. Lineage: Eukaryota; Viridiplantae; Streptophyta; Magnoliopsida; Dioscoreales; Dioscoreaceae. Gene Ontology annotation, molecular function: transmembrane transporter activity. Gene Ontology annotation, biological process: transmembrane transport.
CCCUUCGUUUUCUUCUCAUCUCUCGCACGCUUCUCCGUCGCCAAACCCUCGUCUCCUCACCGUCAUCGCCAUGGCCAGUCCCAGGCCUUGGUUUCGCCGUUGCAUGGAAUACCUCAGGUGCGACUACUUCGUCUCCGACUCCGAGAAGGACCCCCAUUCCCCCGGCACCAUCGUCAAGCGCCAACCCGGCGGAUGGAAAUGCAUGCCCUACAUCAUUGGGAAUGAGACGUUUGAGAGGGUGGCUUCCUUUGGGUUGACGGCGAACUUCACUGUUUACCUGGUGAAUGAGCUUCACAUGAAGCAGGUGUCAGCGACUAACCUCGCCAACAUCUUCUCCGGCACCACCAACUUCGCUCCGCUUCUCGGCGCUUUCAUCUCCGAUGCCUAUUGGGGCCGAUUUCGUACCUUGGCCUACUCCUCCGUCGCUACCUUCUUGGGAAUGGUAGUUUUGACACUAACUGCAGUAGUGCCAGACCUCCGGCCACCAGAAUGCACACAAGCAAGCGAGCAAGCUGGGCUAUGUACAGGGCCAUCAAAAUCUCAGCUUUCUGUUCUCUGGAUUUCACUGGUCCUAUUAGUCAUCGGAGCUGGUGGUGUUCGGCCGUGCAGCAUCACCUUCGGCGCCGACCAAUUUGAUCCAAACACAGAGAAAGGCAGGAUAGGCAUGAACAGUUUCUUCAAUUGGUACUACUGCACUUCAACUGCAGCAGUAAUGGUGGGACUGACAGUGGUUGUCUACAUUCAGGAUAGCAUUAGUUGGGCCAUAGGAUUUGGUGUGCCCACUGGUCUCAUGUUUUUGGCUAUCAUACUCUUCUUUCUCGGCACCAGGCUCUACAUCUACGUCCCACCGGAGGGUAGUAUCUUCACUGGAGUUGCACAAGUCUUAACAGCAGCAUUCAAGAAACGCUCACUCAAGCUCCCUGCACCUAAUAAUGCAGAGGAACAAGAGGGAUUGUUGUACAACCCCACAAUUAGGAGUCCUCGUGUUCUUAAGCUUCCUCUCACUCUCCAAUUCAGUGGAUUGAACAAAGCCGCCAUCAAAUGUGAGGGUGAAGUGAAAGAGGAUGGCAGCAUAGCUCAACCAUGGCGUCUGUGCACAGUGCAACAGGUGGAGGAAGUGAAAUGCCUGAUACGUAUCAUCCCUGUUUGGGCUUCCGGCAUUGUGUGCUUUGUUGCACUAGCUCAACAAUGGACCUUCGCAGUGCUCCAGUCACUACGCAUGGACCGGCACUUAGGCCCACACUUCCAGAUUCCACCAGGCUCUCUCGGCGCCAUCGCCCUGCUCGCUCUCACACUCUUCAUCCCAAUCUACGACCAAGUCCUAGUCCCUGUCGCCCGUCACUUCACCAAGCACGAGAGCGGCAUCACGAUGCUCCAGCGCCAAGGGGUUGGCAUGGUCAUCUCGGCCAUUUCCAUGGUGGUGGCCGGGUUAAUCGAGGUCAAGCGCCGCAACUCAGCGUUGGCGCACGGUGGCAUGUCACCAAUGUCCGUGUUGUGGCUGGUGCCACAGCUAGUGGUCAUGGGUGUUGCUGAGGCAUUCAACGCUGUUGGUCAGAUAGAGUUUUAUAACCGGCAGUUUCCAGAGCACAUGCAGACGCUGGCCACGUCCUUGUUCAACUGCUCACUAGCCGGGGCAAACUACAUGAGCACUGUGCUCGUUGUUAUUAUCAAGAACAACACGAGCUGGAUUCAAGAUGAUAUUAAUGCUGCCAGGGUUGAGAAUUUUUACUAUAUUAUUGCUAUCUUGGGUGUUGUCAACUUCGUUUACUUCCUUGUUGUCGCCCAUUUCUAUCGAUACAAAGGGAUGCCUGAGUACAAGAAGAAUGAUGGCGAGCUACAGAGUCUACCAUAAUGAGACUAUGAAUGAGAGAAGAGGGAGUGUGUCUUAUGAACUUUUGGGUCCGUGUGUUAGAGUUAAUUAUUGUAUGUUGUAAUAUUAUAUAUAUAUAUAUAUACUAAAAGAGGGAGACGAUGAGUUGUUGGGUGGAUGACAGUGAAACAGUGGGAAGGAUGGUCACUGUGUAAGAAUUGUAAGAGUGGGGUUUUGUCUGUUUUUAUUUUUAUUUUUAAUUUUUAUUUUUUUGUGGUGA